Molecule: messenger RNA, 6714 nt
Organism: Gambusia affinis (western mosquitofish)
Lineage: Eukaryota; Metazoa; Chordata; Actinopteri; Cyprinodontiformes; Poeciliidae
Gene: cav2
Product: caveolin 2
Exons: 3
Coding region: 143-631 (162 amino acids)
Biological process (GO): caveola assembly; negative regulation of endothelial cell proliferation; insulin receptor signaling pathway
Cellular component (GO): caveola; cytoplasmic vesicle; Golgi apparatus
Molecular function (GO): protein kinase binding; molecular adaptor activity
Source: RefSeq, a predicted model, not a curated record
CAUCACCGAGCUGCGGCUCUGCGCUGGCUGUUACUGCUCGGCUCCCCGCCGCGCUGCUUUCCCUGCGGGGCGGGGUGGCGCUCAGUCCGGCGCACUCUGCCGCCCUCAGCGCACCGUCUGUCCCUCUCUGUCUCGACACGACAUGGGUGUGGAGAAGGAAAAGCUGGACACCAGCAUAAUUAUGGACGAGGACGAGUUCAACCUGUCCAUAGAACCCAUUCUGACGAAGAAGGGGAAGGUGUAUUCGGAGGCGCCGGAUCGGGAUCCAAACGAGAUCAACACGCAUCUGAAGGUGGGUUUUGAAGAUGUGAUUGGCGAGCCCAGCUCCACCCACAGCUUCGACAGAGUUUGGAUCGGGAGCCACGCCACCUUCGAGCUGGUCAAGUUCUUCUUCUACCGGCUGCUGACCACCCUGCUGGCUGUUCCCAUGGCCUUCACACUGGGGCUGCUCUUCGGACUGCUGAGCUGCGUCCACGUCUGGCUGGUGAUGCCAGUGGUCCAGAGCUUCAUGAUGCUCCUGCCUUCAGUGCAGAAGAUAUGGAGGAGUCUGACGGACAUUUUCAUAGCGCCGCUGUUCCAGAGCCUGGGGAAAUGUUUGUCCUCCAUUCAGAUUGAAACCACAGAGGACUGAAGCAAACACCUGCUCUAAUGUUUCCCAGAGUUGUUGGAAAAAGUUAAAGAGGGGGAAGGGAGACGUGAGCUCUUAAAAAGUUCAAUAUAGGAUACAGAAAGACAUGUGCAAAUUAAAAGGCAAUCAUUGGAAAAAAGAGGUUUAGAGCAUGACCAGAAUAGCUCACCUUGCUUUAGCAGACUCCUUUGUAGGAGAGAGAGAAGUUUCCAUUGCAUUUACUUGGGUUUUAUAACAAAUUGUUCUGGUUGUUGUUUCCUCUGAAGUGGAUUUGGAUGAAGUAUUGAUGACUAGCUAGUAAAGGUAUAUUUCCUAUUUUAAUGAAGAAUGUCUCAAACGUUGCUAUCAUCAUGUGACUUUGUUAGCGGCGGUCCUGAGCCUCAGACAUGAAGCUGUGUGCUUCAGGCUGCAGGUUGGUGCUAAAUUUGAGUCUUAUUUUGAAGUAAGGAAGGAAGUUGCUUUGGAGUUGGUUUUCUUGUUGCGUUGAUAGAGUUAACUGUUAAAGAUUGUUUGUUGGACUAACAACGUUCUGCUUCAACAGUAGUUAAAAAAAAUGUUUCCACCAUCUUAGCAUUGUGUGGUAGCCUUCGAUGUUUGUAAAGUUAACCGUCGUCAGCCAUUUGCAUCAAAUGUUAGAGCUUCCAGAGCUGAAGGAAUAUUUCUGAGUUUCUUUGAGUCUGUACUGCAUUUGGUCAAAUAUUUACCAAGAUGGUCUCUUGUCAAGAUGGACAAGCUAACUGUUAGCUUUUUUACCGAGCCUCAGCUGUGUCAUCUCUAGUCCAGAUCUAAAAUACUCAGGAAGAUCAAACCUGAAUGCCGUGUUCAACACUAAACAGAUUUUUUUUUUUUUUUUUUUACCGGGUUGAUGGAAGCUUUUUUAUUGAAGAAGCACAAAAGCAACAUUUUUAUUACGUUUUUGGUGAGAUGUAGUCAUCAAAUUUGUAAUGGGAUGUUUUACACUUAUUGGAAAUAAUUUAAAAAUGUUCUUACUUAUACUUACAUUCAUAAGAACCCAAGUCCAUUGGACAUAGAGCCCUGGUAUUUGAUCUAGUUUUCUUUGGAUUCAGCCGACAGCUAAUCUUUUCUGGCUAAUGUUCAGGUGAAUUUUCCUGAAGCAUUUGAGGAGAAAAGUCAUCCAGACUGUUGUAGUCAUUUGACAAUAUUUAUAAAUGAACAACAAUGAUGUGAGAUUCUUCGGGACUAGAUGACAGUCUUACCUGCUUACUGUAGACGACAUUGACUGCUUUGGAACGCUUCAGAAAACUCAAUAUUCCAAAAAUAUCUUGACUAAAGUUCAGACAGGGCAGAUGUAUUUUAAGUAAUCAGGAACACACCCACAGUUUGUGUUUUUAUGGGUAAUAAUCAUUCAUGUUCGAUAUAACAUGGACUUUUUGAACACCAUCGAAUACUGUUGUGUUUGAAAUUGUGACCAAAAAUUAUUCUUAUCAUUCCAUUUCUGUUCAAGCUUAAACAAUCAGUUAAGACUAACUUCCUGACAUGUUAAUAGAGCAGAAAAAUUACUAAACAUUACUGACUAUGAACAUAUGUAGGUUUUAUAUAUUGCAAACUAUUCAACUAUAAGCUAAAUGUUGUGAGCUGAAAGAGAGAGUGCAUUAUGUUGCAGAAGUUUAUCUAGCUAUUAAAAGCUAAAAUGCAGCAUUUGCACAUUUGCAGGCAUUUACUAACGUAUCUACUGUGAUGAAUUUAGAUUCCAUUGACCUUAAUGCUGGACAUCUAUUUUAUUAUUUAAAAAUGCCAGAAGAUGCUGGAGCUCUUCUGGGAAGGAGACAUGCUGUGUUCCUGGUUGACACACGUCUACAGAAGUGAACCUCGGUGAGAUUGGGGCAUUUUCUGUGUGUGACUGUUUGCUGCGAGGCAAAGACUCUGGUUCAGGCAAAACAAACUGCAGCUGCAAAUUGAAAGGCAUCCAGGAAUGAUUUCAUUUUUUUUAGUGUUCGCAACCGUUGGUGGAAAUUUAAGUUGUAAAAAUGCUCCUUCUGUUUUUCCUGUUGAUGGUCUGAAAAGAACUGGUGACACAAUAACAGACCUGGAACCAACGUCUUACCUUAUGUUAUCCUGAUGCCAAAAAUACAUAAUUUUGCAAUUGCUAUUUUUCCAUACAUUAAGAAAUGAAAUUAAAAUCACAUGUAAAUAAGCUAACUCACCUGGUAAGUCAUUAAAAAAUCAUGACAGUAACGGACAUGAGAAAUAUUCAUAAUUCAUCCAUGACACUAGCUCUCCUUCCACUUCCUGUUUUCUUCUUCUUUGUGGUUUCCACUAGAAGUAAUAGCUGGCUGUUGAUCAUGUGACUUGCAUGAUGCGAAAAAAGUGUUUCCAUCACAGUUUUGUGAAAUGCUUUUAAAUUAGUAUGGUUGAAAAAUAUAGGAGAGUGUUAGGAACACGAGUAAAGGAAAAAAAAUUAUUCUGACUAAUCUGGAAAAAAAAGAUCUGAGAAUCUGAAAGAGAUUUUCCUCAACAAAGGUCAGAAUUCAUUUUUGUUUUUCUUCCAGUGGCCCUCAACCUCUUCUGUAGAAAAACCAUCACAUCCGAGUGCAAAAACUUUUUAUUGAAAAGCAAGAGGGUUUUUCUUCCCCUGAAAUUGACUUGUUUCCAUUUUCCAAAUUUAUUUUCUAAUUUUCAAUUUGCACAAUUUUAUGAUUGAUGGAAAUGCAGUUAUUUUGGUAUUCCUCUGAAUUAAUGCAAAAUUUUGCUUUGAUGUUCUUUUUACAACACAAUAAGAAGCAGUUUGAAAUUUUAACACUUAAGUGAAGAGACAGCUAAAAUCAACUAAACAGCUCAAUGUUGCUUAAAGCUUUUCUACAUGGAUGAACUCCAGCUUCAGUCUAUUAGAACUUAUCUGGACUGCAGAUCAAUAAGAAAAGGUGACAGAUUCGCUCUGUUUGCCAAAGUAUCAGUGACGUAAAAAUUGGAUUAAAUGCAACGCAGCAGUUCCGACCAAGGAGGCUCUGAAUACUGUCGGGUUUGUAUAGGAUUCAGUACCACAUAUGGAAGUGGCUCAGGUAUCAUUUUUUGGGGGUCUCUUGGGAUCAGAACUGAGCAAAAACAAUUGGAUUUUUGAACGCAGACUUAUAUCCAUCCAUCCAUCCAUCUUCUUCCUCUUAUCCGGGGUCGGGUCGUGGGGGUAGCAGCUUCAGAAGGGAGGUCCAGACUUUCCUCUCCCCAGCCACUUCCACCAGCUCCUCCAGAGGAAUCCCAAGGCGUUCCCAGGCCAGCAGAGAGACAUAGUCCCUCCAGCAUGUCCUGGGUCUUCCCUGGGGCCUCCUCCCGGUGGGACGUGCCCGGAACACCUCACCAGGGAGGCGUCCAGGAGGCAUCCUGACCAGCUUUCGCUUCACCACAACGGACCAGUACAGCGCCCGCUGUACAGACGCUGCACCAAUCCGUCUGUCGAUCUCCCGCUCCCUUCUUCCCCCAUUCGUGAACAAGAUCCCUAGAUACUUGAACUCCUCCACUUGGGGCAGGACACCCCCGACCCAGAGAAGGCACUCUACCCUUUUCCGGCUCAAGACCAUGGCCUCGGAUUUGGAGGCACUGAUCACCAUCCCAGCCGCUUCACACUCAGCUGCGAACCGCUCCACCGAGAGCUGCAGAUCACGACCUGAUGAAGCCAAUAGGACCACAUCAUCCGCAAAAAGCAGAGAUGCAAUCCUAAGGCCACCAAAACGGAUCCCCUCAACACCUUGGCUGCGCCUAGAAAUUCUGUCCAUAAAAGUAAUGAACAGAAUCGGUGACAAAGGGCAGCCCUGGCGGAGUCCAACUCUCACCGGAAACGAGCCCGACUUACUGCAGACUUAUAUAUUUCCAGAUAAAGUACUACGAUGAUCUGGGCAGACAGGUAAAGGCUUUUCUUUUCUUUUCUUUUCUACAGCAACACUACAGAGCAGAUAUGCAAGUAGACAUAAAAAUAACAAAUUCAAUUCAGUUCUCAGAUUAUUUAUUUGCUUUCUGAUUUGAUUUACUGUUAUGAUGGAAACUGAAGGACACCAUGUGUAAGUUAUCUAAAAUAAAGAUUCAUUUUCCCCUUGAGGAAACGGUUCUGUGUGAGGUUUGUCGUUAGUUAGUUGCAGGAGGUGAGAUGGUUGAGUUCAGUGCCAGAAAGUUCUCAUAAAUCAUCUUCGCUCAUAUUGCCUAAAACAUUUUCCUCAACAAAUCUGAGCUGUGUGUUAAUGACACAUCACCCGAGGCAGGUCUGCACAGCGUUUGUAACUCAACUUGGGUUGCUAUGGAAACCUGUCCUCGGCUGAAGGAAUUUGUGAUGAACAGCACUCCUGGUAUAAAAAAAUGUAUGCCGUCAUGUUCCUUGUGCUACUUCAUCCAGAUCAGAUCAAAGUUUUCGCUGUAACACAUACAGUAUUGUGAAAUACGCCGUGUGCCGUCUGCAGGCCGACGCCUCACACCCAGUCAGGACUGCAUACCAACAUUAAUUGUCACCGUCUUCAGUUUUGGAAUGAAAAUCCGGGGUGAAGGAGAGCUGAGAGAGAAACCUGCUCACUGUGCAGCUUUUAUUUUGCUCCUCUACAGCUGAAAAAAAAGUCUCAGCUUUAAUUUAAAAAAGUCCUUUGCUCUUUUUAGAAUUGUUUAGGGAAGUUCAAAAGGUGCUUAAUGUUUUUAGUGAUUCCUAAAUACAGCUGUGGAAGAAAUGAAGAGAUUUCUUUCUUUCUCCUGCAGCAACAUAACAAAAUGUUUCUAACCUUGGUUGAGGAGAACUACUGAAAUUCCAGGUAAAACUGUAGUAUUUAUUUGCAGAAAUUGAGAAAUGGUCAAAAUAACUAAAAAGAAGCAGUGCUUUCAGUCCUCAAAUAAUGUAAAGAAAACAAUUUCAUAUUAAUUUAGAAACAACAAUAUUAAUGUUUUAACUCAGGAAAGAUUCAGAAAUCAAGGUUUGGUGGAAUAACCAGGAGGGUUUUAAUGAGGUUCAGUGCAGUGAAAAAAAAAUUCCUGCUGCUUUUGGAAAGGAGACGACUUCGUACUGUGAGCACUUAGUGCCUAAAGCUAAAAUAUAACCAAUAAGAUAAUCAAUAACAUAAUCAAUAUGAUGUCAUCAGUUUGUGUUCCAGCAGGAUUUCAAUGUUUUUUAUGGUUUCAUUUUAUUCAUAACCACUAUGAUGUAUCAUAUAUAUAAUCCUGUACACUGUGGCUAUUACCACUGAACAGCACUAAACCCUCACUGGCCACUUUAUUAGGUACACCUCUCAACAGAAAUAUCAGGUUAACUAAUCACAAGGCUCAAUUUAUGUAGCUAGAUGUAAAGGAGAAAACUUGGAUUUCUUGUCAAAUGCCACGGCAACAGUCUGUGACAUGACUGCUGCGCUCAGUAUUCUGUCACUGACAGUUUCUGGUUUCUUCUUGCAAAUCAAAUCAUUUGCAUAUCCAUAUUUGGUUUGCAUGUGAACAAAGGCAGACUCCAGUUGGAUUAUUCAUUCUUCUCAGAGUUACUCAUGCGUUCAAAUAUCUGCUACUGUCAUUCAGGAGAUUCUUGCAGAAGUUCCAGCAGCUUCAUGUUGCUUGCAUCACAUUUGAAGUUGACUGUAUUUUAAAGUUGCCAUGACUACUUGUGAAAACUCUCCUCAUUGGUCUGACAUCCCCAUAACCCCCCUGGUUUGUUCCUGGAUUGUGCUUUUUUCCCCUCCUGUUUGGUUGCUUAGGAUUCCUCGAAAUUUUCUUUCUCCUGCAGCAACAUAACAAAAUGUUUCUAACCUUGGUUGAGGUCAACAAGCACACACUGACCACACACACUGUAAAACACAAUGAGUGAAUUUUACUAAAUAUUCAAUAUUCAUGCAAACUUGUUGCCUCAAACAAAUUGAGUUUUCAAAACUUAAAAAUGUUAGUAUGUGCAAAAUAUAUAUCUGAAGUUUAUUCUGCUUAAAUGAUUUUGAACACACAACUCUACUGUAAAACCUCAUUAUUUCUGCUUACUUGAAAAAAAUAUAUGCACACAAACAUGUUGUCUCAAAAUGGUCAGCAGCUAACUUAAAUGAGCGUAACAAAUGGAGUAUGUUGUAACUUCUUUAACACCCAAAGUCUAAAACUACUUGUAUAAAAAUAAAACUGCAUCCCUGAAA